Malus domestica (apple) is the source of this 1042-nucleotide messenger RNA. RefSeq lists its product as uncharacterized. The record is from RefSeq and is a predicted model, not a curated record. Gene Ontology annotation, molecular function: SNARE binding. Gene Ontology annotation, cellular component: lytic vacuole; endosome. Lineage: Eukaryota; Viridiplantae; Streptophyta; Magnoliopsida; Rosales; Rosaceae. Gene Ontology annotation, biological process: SNARE complex assembly.
CCGCUGCCUUAAGUCCUCCGUCGAUAAAAGAACAAAAGAAACCACUCAGACCAGAGGCUCUGAGAGGAGAGAGGGAGAGAGAGAUGGGGGAUUUAUACGCUCUGGAUUUUGAUGGAGUUUUGUGUGAUAGCUGCGGAGAGAGCUCCCAAUCUGCUGUGAAGGCUGCUAAAGUGAGAUGGCCAACUCUAUUCAACGGCGUGGAUUCAGCUUUGGAGGAUUGGGUUCUUGAGCAGAUGUACAUAGUGAGACCUGUGGUGGAAACAGGGUAUGAGAACCUGCUACUAGUGAGGUUGCUGCUGGAAAUGAGGAUACCUUCUAUAAGGAAGUCCUCCGUAGCGGACGGGCUCACGGUGGAUGGGAUACUGGACAAGUGGUCGGAACUGAAGCCGGUGAUCAUGGCAGAAUGGGGUGAAGAAAGGGAUGCGCUUAUUCAUCUUUUCGGGAAGGUCAGGGAUGAAUGGAUGGACGAGGACUUGAAAACUUGGAUUGGUGCAAAUAGAUUAUAUCCAGGCGUUCCUGAUGCUCUAAGAUUUGCAAGCUCAACCAUAUACAUAGUCACCACAAAACAGAGCCGAUUCGCUGAUGCUUUGCUGCGAGAACUUGCAGGAGUGACGAUACCGCCUGAAAAGAUAUUUGGUCUUGGCAGUGGUCCAAAGGUAGAAGUAUUGAAGCAAAUUCAAAAGAAACCAGAACAUCAGGGACUGAAACUGCACUUUGUCGAAGAUCGUUUGGCAACCCUAAAGAAUGUCAUCAAAGAACCUGAAUUGGAUGGUUGGAAUUUGUAUCUAGGGAAUUGGGGGUACAAUACGCAGAAAGAGAGGGAGGAAGCAGCUACAAUUCCCAGGAUUCAGAUCGUCGAGCUUUCUGAAUUCAGUAAGAAGUUGAAGUAGCUUCUGUUCAUGCCAAUCUUGUUCCCUAUUCGGUUGGAGACUUAGACUAUUAAGUCGGAAAUUUGUAUGCAUCUUCUCUAUUUAAACUAGUUGAGAGCACUUUGUCUCCUUUCAUACAACAAAUUCAUAAAUAAAAACAGAAUUCCGAGAAA